Molecule: messenger RNA, 6168 nt
Organism: Eleginops maclovinus (Patagonian blennie)
Lineage: Eukaryota; Metazoa; Chordata; Actinopteri; Perciformes; Eleginopidae
Gene: enc2
Product: ectodermal-neural cortex 2
Exons: 12
Coding region: 198-2081 (627 amino acids)
Molecular function (GO): protein binding
Source: RefSeq, a predicted model, not a curated record
UGAGAAUGUCUCCAGUUGUGUAUUUGCUUAUUUGAACACUUUCCUGUGAAAUGUUGACCCCUUCACUGUGCACUGAACUGUCAGACCGUAUCACUGCCCUCACACCCCUCACUGUGUUAUUAUGGGUUGAUGAAUACAGUGCAGUGCAUAUUCCCUAAACUGGUCUGUGUUCAUUAGUCCUGUGUAGCCGUCCUGGGAUGCAGAGCCCCCCCCACCUCCUGACUGUCAGUGCCUGUGCCUGGGUCAGCAGCCUCUGUCACCUAGGAGAGGUUGUUCCGAGUGACUCCCUGGAGGUGCCAAACGAGGCCGCCAUGUCGGUGACCGUUCACGAGAAUCGCAAGUCCCGCACUAGCACGGGCUCCAUGAACAUCUCGCUGUUCCACAAGCCUUCACAUCCCGACAGCGUCCUGACCCACCUGAACACCUUGAGGAAACAGUGCCUGUUCACUGACGUCACUCUAUGGGCCGGGGACCGCUCCUUCCCAUGCCACAGGGCUGUCCUGGCAGCAUGCAGUCGUUACUUUGAGGCCAUGUUCAGCGGAGGACUACGAGAGAGUCUGGACAGUGACGUCAACUUCAGAGACAGUAUACACCCUGAGGUCUUGGAGCUCCUGCUGGAUUUUGCUUAUUCUUCUCGAGUCAUCAUAAACGAGGAGAACGCUGAGUCAUUGUUAGAGGCGGGCGACAUGUUGCAGUUUCAUGACAUUCGAGACGCGGCAGCAGAGUUUUUGGAGAAAAACCUACAUUCUUCAAACUGCCUGGGGAUGAUGCUGCUAUCGGACGCUCAUCAGUGUAAGCGACUGUAUGAGCUGUCGUGGAGGAUGUGUUUAUUACACUAUGAGACGGUAAGAGAAUCCGAGGACUUCUACAGUCUGUCUAAAGACAAGCUGCUGGAGCUGAUUCUGAGCGACGAGCUGGAGAUAGAAGAUGAACAGGUUGUGUUUAACUCCGUGAUGCGGUGGGUUCGAUACGACUUGGAGGGUCGGCGUCACCAUUUACCGGAGCUGCUGAGAGGAAUCAGAUUAGCUCUGCUGCCGUCUGAGUGUCUGCUUGAGGCUGUAGCCUGUGAAGAGCUGGUGAUGGCUGACAAGAGGAGCAGGUCAAUAGUAGAAGAGGCGAUGCAGUGCAAGAAAAAAAUCCUUCAGAAUGACGGGAUAGUGACAAGUCCAUGUGCGCGCCCACGCAAGGCAGGACACACACUGCUGAUACUGGGAGGCCAGACCUUCAUGUGUGACAAGAUUUACCAGGUUGACCAUAAAGCCAAGGAGAUCAUACCCAAAGCAGACCUCCCCAGCCCCAGGAAGGAGUUCAGUGCAUGUGCUAUCGGCUGUAAGGUUUACGUCACAGGAGGCAGAGGAUCAGAGAACGGAGUCUCUAAAGAUGUCUGGAUCUACGACACUGUCCACGAAGAGUGGUCUAAAGGAGCUCCCAUGCUAAUAGCCAGGUUUGGCCAUGGCUCAGCUGAGUUGGAGAACAGUCUCUACGUUGUUGGAGGUCACACAGCCAUAGCAGGAGUGUUCCCUGCCUCACCAUCUGUCUCCCUAAAACAGGUGGAGAGAUAUGAACCUCUUACUAAUAAAUGGACUAUGAUGGCUCCUCUGAGGGAUGGAGUCAGUAACGCAGCUGUGGUCAGUGCCAAACUCAAACUCUUCGUUUUUGGGGGCACCACCAUUCACAGAGACAAGGCCUCCAAGGUCCAAUGCUACGACCCUGUGGGUAACCGCUGGAAUAUCGCUGCUGAAUGCCCCCAGCCUUGGCGCUACACAGCGGCUGCUGUCUUAGGGAGCCAGAUCUUCAUCAUGGGCGGUGACACUGAAUUCACCGCCGCCUCGGCUUAUCGCUUUGACUGUGAAACCAAUCAGUGGACUCGAGUGGGCGACAUGACAUCCAAACGGAUGAGCUGCCACGCCGUGGCCUCAGGGAAUAAGCUGUACGUGGUCGGAGGUUAUUUUGGGACGCAGCGGUGUAAAACGCUGGACUGUUACGACCCCACGUCAGAUAAUUGGAACUCCAUCACCACUGUGCCUUAUUCGCUCAUCCCCACUGCCUUUGUCAGCACAUGGAAACACCUACCUGCCUAACCAGGAGACACCGAUGACAGUUAUUACAGGUGUUGAUGCCCUCUGAGGAGGGUCCCGGACUGGAGGAGCAUCUCAGAGACCCUGCAGUCACAGCCGGCUGAGGACCAACCCUUUUCAAAAACCAGGCUGCAGCUCACAGACUCCGAAUAAGUCCUGAGCGCCGUGGUACAGCACCCAGGUCUUAACUCACACAGAGAGAGAAUGACUCUGCAUCGACGCUUCCUAAAUAAUGUGAUACUCCUCAAACCUGGCUGAUGGAGCGCUCAUACAGAUAAACACCUAUGAGUGUUUGUUUGGUUGUUUGUGGGUUUUGUCUCGUGCCAUGUUUUUUAAUAGUCUUGAAUGCAUUACUAAACCAUUCCAGUGUAAAGACAUAAACUGACGACUUUACCAGACUGCAGUGGUGUCCCUUCAAAAUACAACACAACAGAAAAGAGAGCAGGUCAAAGUUUCCUGUGAACCGUAAGCCUUAUUUGUUAGUUCUUAUUUCAGGUUGCACUAUAUGAUUUCCACCACACCUGCACCAAUCUGAAUGAAAGGAAGAGGGAACUUAAACGGCUAGCUCUUUCAAAAUCUACAUUAAUCUGGGUUUAAGUUAACCAGUGGAUCAAUACAUCACUGAGCAUAAGUGUAUACCAGUGCUACAUCUUAAUUCACAUACUUAUUGUACUUACAUCUGUGCACAGGCCUGUCCCAAUGUGAAGUAAGGCAAAAUGUACUGAAAGUACCUGGAAUGGUGCACUCAAAACAAUCAAAACGUUGAGAAUGAAACGCUGAACACUCAGUCAACAUUAGCCAUCUUAGCUACGUAGUGUAAGUGCGGUUUCUCUGAUGCAUCAACGAUACCACUAUACUGCUGUUGAAAAGAAGCCACCAUAUAUUAUUUUGAGUUAAUUGAGCAAUCUGUAAUGAGUGGCUAACACAACAACACAUUGCUACCUAGCUAGCAAGUGUUAGUUCUUAUUUCUGGUUGUUCGAUGCUAACUAGCAAACAAACUAGCUAGCGAACAGCAGUGAUUGUCACUUCGGGUGAGGGCAUAGCAACCGUGUGCGAUUUGUAACAAUGCUAGCUGGUCGUAAUUCUAAUGCUGCAAAGUGAUUGCAGUGUAUCAAGAAGAGGGUCAGAAUUGAGACACAGCACAAGAGAAUGUUCGGCUUCUCAGCAUUGGAUUGAAAACAUAACCUUUGUAAGCAACUUUAUGUCGGGUUUUUUUGCGAUGAAGCACCCCUACAGUUACGUGUAGCAAUUCACGUAUACACCACCAUUGUAAACACUGUAAACACUUUUACGACAAUCAGCUCAGUGCCGUAAAGCCUUACGCACUUCUUCUGGGAGAUCACCAAAGAACAUACACACUCCAAUUUACAAGUCAGUGUAGCAUCACAAUGGAUCUAAAGCUGUUUUUAUAAGCUAAAAUGUGUAGAUAAUGCUUCUGUAAUUCUGGUCUGGUGUAAAUUAACUACUUUCAGUGGAAUGUUAUUUGUGAUUUCAAGUUUGAUUUGUUAUGUCAGAAAAUAUACAUUACACACGACUGUAUCUUCACUACAUCUUCAAACCUUCACCUGAGACAAAGCUAAUGUUCGCCUUGCGUGCAAACGUGAUAGCAGUAUCAUUUGUGUUUAUUUCACCCCUAAAACUAUACAGUAUGUGCCGGGGAGAAGGCGGUGCUUAUCUCCAUCUAGAUACCAACAAUGUUUGUUCAGAGAAAAAUCCCUCUUGCUGCUUUCUACAUGUUGUGAAAGUCCCAGACAUGAUGUGGAAACCCAACAGUCUGCUGUUUGGAUUCAUAAAAUGAUCUAGAGACGCACAAAUCAACUGAACCAAUCAUUUACUACAAAAUAUGAACCCAAAAUAAGCAUAUUUUACGUGAUAUAUUGCAAUAAAUGUAUCAAAAGGAUGCCGAAAUAACUACCUAAUGCAGGGGUGUCCAAACUACAGCCCGGGGGCCAAAUGCGGCCCGCAGGCCAUUUUGAAUCGGCCCUCUGCAAAUUCUAAAAGUAUAAUGGAAUAUAGCCCACAAAUUAAACUUUUGCUUGUCUUAUAUUGUACUUCUCAAGUAUAUAUGUUAACAUAUAUUACACAGUAUUUAGGUGUUAAUGAGCCCAAUUUUCAAAUACAUUUAGUCAUUUAAAAUGUAAAACAUUUUCUAACAAAUAUGAGUUGAUAAAAAAAACCCAAUAACUUAUUUCUAUAAUAAGCUUGAAAUGUAACCUUCAUAUUUACUCUUAUUAUCAGCAAUCUGAGGCUUCUGUUUUUUAGUUCCCCGGGCGCUGCACAAUAGCUGCCCUCUGCUCCUAGUACUAGGAUGGGUUAAAUGCAGAGGACCAAUUUCACUGUGUGCUCUGCUGUGUGCAUGUAUGUGACUAAUAAAGAGGGUUUCAUUUUUUAUUUUUUUUAAGGAAUGAGCUGCCAACAAAAUAAAUGAAACCCUAAAGAAAGAUGGGAUAUAGGCUGUUUUUUCCUUAAAGCAAGUAUUGCGCAUUAUUCACCUACAUUUGAUUUGUUUUGCUAACUUAUAACUUAACUUAUGAGGCGAUAUUCAGCUCUUUAAGUUGCCCAGCUCUUCGUAUAUUUUUUUUGUAUGUGGCCCUCGGUGAAAAAAGUUUGGACACCCCUGACCUAAUGAUAUGGAUAAGUAAAAAGCCUGAAUCAAUCCUUUGGUCUUUCUAUGGUACUUCAAGAAAAUAACAUUUAAUAUACUUGUUUUCUGAAUGGAGAUCAGACCCUUUAGCGCUAGGCUAAGCUACCAUUGCAGCUGCUCCAACCAAACACAAAACAAUGUAAUGUGAAAUAAAUAAAGCAGCUUCUUGAUUUGUCAUGCUAUAGGCAGCAUAUUUUUGUACACAUACAUUUAUAAACUUCGUUUUUGGCAAGACCACGAAACUCCAACGAUUAUUAAUGAGCGCUGGCAGUUUUAGCAUCAUGUGUUCAUGUUCUAUCCACAUCUAUGCAUUGACUGUAUGUAAUCUCACCACAUGAACAGUUUGUUUCAUGUCGAGUGUGAACGCACCAUUAGAUGAAGGAUGCAGUAAAUAGUACACCCAUCACACGUUUAAAUUAAAGAUAUUGGAAAUAUGAAUUAAUACGAUUACAAACAAUUAACUAUUUAGCUGCUUAGUAACUUGUGAGUUUGCUGCACAAGUACCACACAGUCUUAGUAACGUGGCAUACAAAAUAGGGCCAAAUAUGUCAAAGUGUCAUAUCUUUGUGGUUGCCUGGUGGAGCCCAAACCUCUGAAUCACAUUUCUUACUUUUGCCUUUCCCUGGUGCCAACAAAAUCUUCCCUGAGCAACAUCAUUCAGUCAUUAUGUUAAGGCUUGAAGUUGAACAAUAACAUAGAGCCACAGGAAACACAUCUGGGAGCAUGAUCUCUGGAUGUAUUCCAAAAUGCACGUUGGAUAUUUGCACAUGCACUUGAGUUGUUGUGUUGGGCUGCUGAUGGCACAUCAGUCAUUGGGAAUGUUUUUGAUUUCUUUGAAUGAAAAGCACAGAACAGCCUCAUGUACAGUGUGUCCUGCAGAAACCACCACUGCCAAAGAGUCCUAAAUAUGAUUUCUCUUUUCUGUAACACCUAUGCACAUUUGAUAUGUAUCAAUGCAUUCAUUAGCAGUGGUGUUUUUGUCCCGCAGGUGUGAAGUGUUUUCUGCUGGAGAUAACACCAGCUGUCACAAAAAGAAAAAAGACACAAAUAACGAACAGAUUAUCAGCAGCACACCGAUUCAUAGUGGUUGCUACGUCGUGUUGUCUCUGUGAUACAGUAUUUGCUAAUGUUGUCAGUUUUUUGCACUUGUCCAACUGUUUAAAAUAAGCUGCCGUCAGGAGGUCCCACACUGGUAGGGUAGAAUUUUCUGAAUUCAAUUUUUUCUCGACUUGUAUCCGUUCCUGGACUUUAUGUUCAGCUACUGCACAGAAGUGAAGAGAUUUUUGAGAAUACUCACCUGUUCUUUAGAAUUUGAGGAAGGAAUGUGUUUUUGAAAGAUUGUUGCAUUGAUAUGGAAAAGCAAAAGAAAAUAUUUGAGGUAAAAAACGUUGGAUACUGGAUGUUUUUAUUGAUGAAAAUAAACUUGGACUCACUUUUUAAACUUC